AUGAUCGUCGUCCUACACACCGUUGCAUUAUGUUGGUUCACGUUACGAUCGUAUGCCAUCGAAGUCAUACCUGCCUCGUACGCUUGGAGCACGUUUACAGGACCCGUUUCCGGCCAAGUACACGAAGUCAAACCGUGGAGUCCGUCUUCGCCGGCAUCUUCGUACUCAGAAUUCGAAGGUGCAAACGAAGAAAGCAAUCAUUACGGGCCAGAUUAUGUGGCGAAACCCCAUUACUCGUUCGCAUAUGGCGUGGAGAACCCAAACACGGGCGACAGCCACGGUCACUCUGAGACGCGGGACGGUUCGCAUGUAACCGGCGAGUAUACCGUAAUGGAACCAGAUGGCGUGUUAAGGCGGGUGCUGUACACGGCCGACCCUAAAAACGGUUUCCGAGCGUCCGUCCGGUACGUCCGACCCGACGGUGAAGAGUCACCCAACCGCGACCACGGUUACCACAGCGGCCCAGAACGGUUACCGGGGCCGCCUCCGCAUCAGCAGCAACAAUCCGAGUACGAGUCUGAUGGCGGUGGCGGUGGUGACGAUGACGACGAACCGCGUCCGUUCGCGUUGCAGCCGCAAUCGCUGUCCCUAUCGUCCGAGCACGAGUCGGAUGUUGACGGAGAAUCGUUCGCGCCGCAGUUGCCGCGACCACAGCCGCUGUCGUUGAACUUUGGUUUCAACAAGUUCAACGACGUCAAUAACAACAACAACAACAACAACGUCGACGACGAUGACGGCGACAACAACAGCGACAACAACGGCGACUACGACAGCAGCCGCCCGUCGGGGUUCAAGUUCCCGUCGCCGUCCAGUCCGUUCUUCAAGGCGCCCGACGCGGUUAAUGAUUCGGGUGAUUACGGAGACAGUGAGAAGUACUAUCAUUGGCAGGGCACGCUGGGCACGCCACCACCACCAUCGUCGCUUGGCUUGUCAUCGUCACCAUCGCCGUUCGGUUUGCCGCCGUCUGCGUCCUCCUCGUUUGGUGACGACAGUGGCCUGGCGACCGCAUCGUCGAAGACACCGUUUGUCGGCUUUGUCCAACGGCCAUCACCGACGGCGCCGCUGCCUUGCCGACCUCAGCCGCCACCCAGCCGUGCGCCGCUGUCGUCGAAUAUUAUGAGCUAUCAGACGGGCCACUCAAACAGUCUACCGUUGUACGUCAAAUCGUCGGCCGACCGCGAGCUCGAACAUUUCCGGUCGCUGCAUGUGGACAUCGAUGACGACGACGACCACGACGACAUCGAAAACUACGAAUCGGACGACAGCGACACGGACAACGCGCGCGUGGCCGACGUCGUCCGUCUGUUACCGUCCCCUAAACCGGCACCAUCACCUUCGCCAACCACGCAGACGUCUACGUCACGGACGCCUUCCCUAACGGCGUCAGCCAUUGCUAAGCCACCUGCGGCUUCUGCGCCGUCACCGUCGUUCCGCCGGCCACCGUCGCCGCUCGACGCCCUCGACCUGUCGCCGUCACCAACCAUGACACCCAUACAGCCGACCAUCAUCGACAUUGACGUCUGACCCGCUGCCACAAACGAUACCAUGGUUCCACCAACACAACUACUAUAACUGCAGUCGUAGUACUUAAUUACUAUAUACUACACAAAUUCUAUUUCAAAUCGUUAACUUUGAUAAAUUCUAUCGGAAAUUGAUUGCGGAAACAUUUCCACAUAAUUUACAUUCCCCGUUAACCAUUUCACCAAAAUAAUUUAAUCAAUAUCGAACAAUCUAUAUGGUGCAUUCUUAUUUGUCACCAAACAUGUUGUAUCGCCACACUGAUGCAAAAUGGUUAAAUUAUCGAGAUUUACAGCUAGGGGCCUACAAAUUCAUAUAUUAUAGCACUCGAGAACUGCAUUUCCGGUUACCCAUAAUACAAUUUAGAGUUUUUGCAUUAUUACAUGACAUUCAAUAUUAUGUGCAUUGCAGAAUGUUGCUGCACUUUUAUAUCUCGUAACUUUUUUCAACGGUCAAUAAUUAUAUAAUAAUCCGUGAGGUAGUCUUAUUUGUAAUUACCUACUGUUUUCAAAUUUAUUUUGAAAAUAAUCAUAAGUUUCAAUAUUAUCGGGGGAUAGUAAUUUGUAUUCUAAUGUUCCAUAAACAUUCACUAAAGAUUUAAUGAAUCAACAGCGAGCUAAUGGCCCAUUGGUUGUUUACAUUUUAACAAAACAAUAAAUUAUUCAAUUUUUAUAUAAUUGCAAUCUAGCACGAGUACCUAUUAUGUUAUAAAAAGUACUACCUAUAUCUGCAUUUUGAGAAAAAAAUUCUUCAUUGAACAACUGGAAUGAAUAAAUUACGUAUUA
This is a messenger RNA of Metopolophium dirhodum (rose-grain aphid), 2303 nucleotides long. RefSeq names its product probable WRKY transcription factor protein 1. Bases 1 to 1524 code for a protein of 507 amino acids. NCBI's taxonomy places the organism in Eukaryota, Metazoa, Arthropoda, Insecta, Hemiptera, Aphididae. Gene Ontology annotation, cellular component: extracellular matrix. The record is from RefSeq and is a predicted model, not a curated record. The transcript has 4 exons.